UUCGCGGGAUUAUUUGCCAAAAGAAAAGGAAAGAAAAUGAACUCAGGUGUAUUUGAUUUGUUGAGAACGACAAUCGAAGAUGUUCUAAUUGACAAGACGAGAUGGUGCAUAGUGCUUACGAUUCCUUCGAGCUAUUCAAGGAUAAUCCUUCGAAGAUCGAAUCGAUCCAGUCUUACGGCUCCAAGCUUUUCAUCGGUUGCUCAGAUGGAUCUCUUCGUAUUUACUCCCCGGUAUCCUCCGCCCCCGACCGUUCUCUGUCGUCUGAUUUCCACUCGAUGUCGAUGGAGCUGCAAAAGGAACCUUAUGUACUGGAGAAGAACGUGAAGGGAUUUUCCCGGAGAUCUUUGGUGUCGAUGAAGGUCAUUGAUUCGAGGGAGCUCCUUUUGACUCUCUCUGAAUCAAUCGCGUUUCACAAACUUCCCAAUUUGGAGACUCUUGCCGUAAUAACCAAGGCCAAGGGUGCCAAUACGUAUUCCUGGGACGAUCGUCGAGGCUUCUUGUGCUUCGCGAGGCAAAAGAGGGUCUGUAUUUUCAGGCAUGACGGGGGACGGGGAUUCGUGGAGGUUAAAGAAUUUGGUGUCCCUGACACAGUGAAGUCAAUGUCUUGGUGUGGAGAAAAUAUAUGUUUGGGAAUUAAAAGAGAAUACGUGAUAUUAAAUGCUACCAGCGGCACAUUGACUGAUGUAUUUCCUUCUGGGAGGUUGGCCCCGCCUUUGGUAGUCUCGCUACCUUCUGGAGAACUUCUCCUUGGAAAGGAUAAUAUUGGUGUUUUCGUGGACCAAAAUGGGAAACUUCUUCAAGAAGGUCGUAUUUGUUGGUCAGAGGCACCUUCUGUCGUUGUCGUACAGAAUCCCUAUGCAGUUGCUUUGUUGCCAAGAUAUAUUGAGAUUCGGUCUCUCCGGUCGCCAUACUCAUUGAUACAAACCAUUGUCCUUCGAAAUGGUCGGCACCUUAUUGACAGUAAGCAUGCUUCGGUUGUUGGAUUAGACAAUUCUGCCUACGGCCUCUUUCCUGUGCCUCUUGGUGCACAGAUUGUACAAUUAACAGCAUCUGGCAACUUUGAGGAAGCGUUGGCUUUGUGCAAAUUGCUUCCACCUGAAGAUUCAAUCCUCCGAUCGGCCAAGGAGAGUUCAAUUCAUAUUAGAUAUGCUCACUAUCUUUUUGAUAAUGGGAGCUAUGAGGAGGCAAUGGAACAUUUUUUGGCAUCUCAAGUUGAUAUAACCUAUGUGCUUCCCUUUUAUCCUUCACUUGUACUUCCUAAGACAACUUUGAUCACUGAAACAGAGAAAUUGAUGGAUAUGACUUUGGAUGAUCCUCAUCUUUCAAGAGUUUCUUCAGAUUUUUCUGACGACAUGGAGUCACCUCCACACCAGCUACUGGAAUCUGAUGAGCACUCGACAUUGGAGUCAAAAAAAAUGAACCAUAAUACUCUCAUGGCUUUAAUCAAGUUCUUGCAGAAGAAAAGGCACAAUAUUAUCGAAAAGGCCACUGCUGAAGGGACAGAAGAGGUAGUUUUAGAUGCUGUUGGAGACCGGUAUAAGAAAUCUUACAAGGCACGAGCGAACGUCCCUAUCAGCUCAGGUGCUAGGGAGAUGGCAGCAAUACUAGAUACAGCGCUACUUCAAGCUCUGCUUUUUACUGGACAAUCAUUCGCGGCUUUGGAAUUAUUAAAAGGCCCAAAUUACUGUGACAUUAAAAUAUGUGAAGAGAUCCUUCAGGAAAAUAAUCAUUAUUCCGCUCUGUUAGAGCUGUAUAAGUGCAAUUCCAUGCAUCGUGAAGCUCUAAAAAUUUUGCAUCAACUAGUGGAAGAGUCAAAAGCCAACAAAUCUCAACCUGAACCUAUCCAAAUGUUCAAACCUGAAAUGAUCAUUGACUAUCUUAAGACACUUUGUGGAACUGAUCCCAUGCUGGUUCUAGAAUUCUCGAUGCCCAUUCUCGAAAGCUGUCCCACACAAACUAUUGAGCUCUUUCUUUCAGGAAAUAUUCCUGCAGACUUGGUCAAUUCCUAUUUGAAGCAGCAUGCUCCUAACUUGCAGGGAAGAUAUUUGGAACUUAUGCUUGCAAUGAACGAGAGUUCUAUUUCUGGAAAUCUCCAGAAUGAAAUGCUUCAAAUAUAUCUUUCAGAAGUUCUUGAAUGGUAUGCAGAUUUAACUGCUCAACAUAAAUGGGAUGAAAAAACUUACUCCUCCACUAGAAAGAAGUUGUUGUCUGCUUUGGAGACAAUCUCAGGGUAUCAUCCGGAGGUUCUAUUGAAACGUCUUCCUUCAGAUGCAUUAUAUGAAGAGCGAGCAAUCUUAUUAGGGAAAAUGAACCAACAUGAGCUUGCCUUAUCUCUAUAUGUUCACAAGAUCCAUGUUCCUGAGUUGGCACUGUCCUACUGUGAUCGAGUUUAUGAAUCUGUAGCUUACCAGCAAUCAACAAAAUCUUCUGGCAAUAUAUACCUGAUUCUUCUACAAAUAUACCUCAACCCCCGUAGAACAACAAAAAAUUUCGAAAAGAGAAUUACUAACUUAACAUCUCCUCAAAAUAUGGGCACUCCCAAAAUCGGGUCAGGUCCUUCAUUCAAGGUUAAAGGAGGCCGUGCAGCAAAAAAAAUUGUAGCAAUAGAAGGUGCAGAAAACACGAAAAUUAGCCUUAGUAAAACUGACAGUGGCAGGACUGAUGGCGACACAGAUGAAACUUGUGAAGAAGGUAGUUCACCAAUUAUGCUUGAUGAGGCUUUGGAUUUGUUGAGCCAAAGAUGGGACAGAAUUAAUGGAGCGCAGGCACUCAAACUUCUACCAAAGGAAACAAAGUUACAGAACUUGCUUCAAUUUCUUGGACCACUUUUGAGGAAAUCGAGUGAGGCGUACAGGAACUCUUCAGUGAUAAAGAGUUUGCGACAGAGUGAAAACUUACAGGUGAGGGACGAUCUCUAUGAACAAAGGAAACCCGAAAUAAAAGUAACCAGCAAUAGCGUGUGCUCCCUUUGCAAUAAGAAAAUAGGGACGAGCGUUUUCGCGGUCUAUCCAACUGGGAUAACCCUUGUACAUUUUGUCUGCUUUAGAGACUCACAGAGCAUGAAGGCUGUGUCCAAAGGUUCGCCAAUAAGGAAGCGUACAUAGUGAUGUAAGGGCUUCUCCCUUUUUAGCUAUCAAUAACAAAAUGAAGCUCUAACAGACUCAGGCGUCAAGGAGGGUGACUGCUGGUGUGGAGAACUUGGAAAGUGGCUUGGAGAGUGUUUAUUUGCCAUUCAUGGGAUUGGUUUUUUGGGUGCAUUUAUAUAUUAUAGUUUUUUUUCUUCAAUUGGGUGAAGAAUGGGAGGUUGUAUUUAUACGAGGGUUUUGAUUAUGCCUUGAAUGAAAGAGCACAAAAUCCUAAUUUUACUGUGAUAAAUGUCAUGCAAUCAAGUAAUUGCUUUAUUUAAGCAAAAA
This is a messenger RNA of Cucurbita pepo subsp. pepo (vegetable marrow), 3413 nucleotides long. Its product is annotated as vacuolar sorting protein 39. Gene Ontology annotation, molecular function: protein binding. Gene Ontology annotation, biological process: intracellular protein transport; autophagy; endosomal vesicle fusion. Gene Ontology annotation, cellular component: membrane; cytoplasm. The record is from RefSeq and is a predicted model, not a curated record. NCBI's taxonomy places the organism in Eukaryota, Viridiplantae, Streptophyta, Magnoliopsida, Cucurbitales, Cucurbitaceae.